Kalmanozyma brasiliensis GHG001 is the source of this 1239-nucleotide messenger RNA. Its product is annotated as Micro-fibrillar-associated protein 1, C-terminal. Gene Ontology annotation, cellular component: U2-type spliceosomal complex. The record is from RefSeq and is a predicted model, not a curated record. Gene Ontology annotation, molecular function: RNA binding. Bases 1 to 1239 code for a protein of 412 amino acids. Lineage: Eukaryota; Fungi; Basidiomycota; Ustilaginomycetes; Ustilaginales. The transcript has 2 exons. Gene Ontology annotation, biological process: mRNA splicing, via spliceosome.
AUGGCUCCGCCGCCGCCACCAAAGACGGCGUCAAGGAUCGCUCGGCCAGCCGCACGGUAUCGGCCCGGCAAAGCUCCUCUAGGAGCAGGGGCAUCGCUCGACGACUACUCGGACUCGGACGACGGCGAAGUGCGCGAAGACGAUCACGAUGCGCAUCAGGUCGGCGUGACAGACCUCUCACCCGGAGCCGCCGCACUCAGCCAGCAGAGGCGGGCAGCAGGAAUCGUGAUCAGCGAGGCUGGUCCGAGUAGCAAGAAGCUUGACUUGCGGCUGCACUCGAACACCGGGGCGGAACAGCAAGGCGAGUCGUCCGAGUACGAGACGGAUACGGACGAGGAGCCUCCCUCCAAGCCGGUGUUUCGCAAACCCGGUGCGGCGACCGUGACCGCUCAGCAAUCUACCGCGGUGGAAGACUCGUCAGAGUACGAAACCGACUCGUCCGAGGAAGAGGAGUCAGCACCACAACCGCUGCUCAAGCCGAUCUUCGUGCCUAAACGAGCGCGCACCACCACCCAACCCGAUCCUGCCCCAUCUCAAGCGUCAGUCGAGCAUGCUGCUGAAGCACUUGCCGCGCAACGUCGGCAGGAAGCACACGACCUAGCAGCGUCCACCAUCAAACGCUCUCUCGCCGAAGCGGAGCACGCCGACACCCUCCGCACUGACGUCGACGACACGGACGGUCUCGACCCUUCUGCCGAGUUCGAAGCUUGGCGUCAACGAGAGCUCUCCCGUCUACAUCGCGAUCGCGACGCCCUCCUCACCCUCCAAGCGGAACAAGCCGAGAUCGAAGCCUUCAAAUCCCUCCCCGAAGCGGAGAAAGAACGGUUGGGUCGCGAACGGGCCGCCCAGCUCCAAGCCGAGAAGAGAGAGCAGAAAGGUAACCCUGCUUUCCUGCAAAAGUACUACCACAAAGGUUCGUUCUUCCAAGACAUGGAUAUUCUCAAAAGAGACUAUACGGAGAAGACGAGUAAGGAUGUGGAUGUGAGUCAGUUGCCCAAGAUGAUGCAGGUGAGGGGGUACGGCGUGAAGGGGAGGAGCAAGUGGACGCAUUUGGCGAAUGAGGAUACGAGUAAGGGGGCGAUGCGGAUGGAUGUGCGGGCGGGUGGGGGGACAGGGUGUUUCAGGUGCGGUGGACCGCAUUCGAAGAAGGAUUGUCCCGAGGCGAGUGGUGCAAAUAGGGCUCAGUCAGCGUCACCGCCACGACCGGAAUCGCGAUCGCGAAAGCGACCGUCACCAUAG